Molecule: messenger RNA, 1408 nt
Organism: Ruditapes philippinarum (Manila clam)
Lineage: Eukaryota; Metazoa; Mollusca; Bivalvia; Venerida; Veneridae
Product: pentatricopeptide repeat-containing protein 2, mitochondrial-like
Exons: 9
Coding region: 78-1205 (375 amino acids)
Biological process (GO): mitochondrion organization; regulation of mRNA processing; multicellular organism development
Cellular component (GO): mitochondrion
Molecular function (GO): RNA binding
Source: RefSeq, a predicted model, not a curated record
UCUACACAAAAUGACAACGCGACUCAAAAACGUCCAAAAAUUUAGAUUAGUCUGACCAAUAUUUUAAGAGCUGAAAGAUGUUAAAAUUUUGUCGGCGUAUCCUGUAUUCAUGGACGUUUAUAACACCAUCACAUAACAAUGUUAUAAAAAGAUACCUUAUUAGCCCAGGUCCAUUAGGCCUUGUUCAAUUUGAUGAAGAUCGAAGGCUUUGUAGAAAGAAAAUUUAUCACAUGAAAGAUCAGUUUUUGAGAAAUUUGGGUGAAAAACUUGGUGAUGGGGAGUAUAUAUUCAAAGAAGACGUAGCAGCACUUUUGUAUUUGACAGAUAAAAAUGAUGAUUUUGAUUUCGUUUCAGAAGUUAUACGAAGGUAUCAAAAGCUUGUGAAGAAGAAAACAUUCAUUAAGGAGUAUCCGGUUGGAGCUGUGGUGCUGCAAAUGUUAUAUAUUAAUGAAAGGGAGGAUCUUGCAUUUAAAAUGUUUUUACAUGAAGAGAAAAGUAUUAAUUCAUUGUAUAGACACCGUGAAUGUUUCAUGAUAAUGAUGGACAUGCUGUAUGAAAAAGAACAAUUUGAAGAUAUCAUCUCAUUGAUUUACACAUGUGAAAACUACAUUGGAAAAAUGCCUGAGAUAGUUAAUAUAGUGCUGGCUUCCUUCUACAGGAUGAAUUCAAAGGAAUCUUUGCAGCAGAUGUUGAAUUAUCUAAAUGAGUUGACAAACGACCCUUGGCAGUUGUCAAACAGAUGUGCCAUGUUAUGUUGUAUGUUAGCUUACAAGCAGGGAGAAAUAGAAUUAAGUUUAGAAAUGAUACAGUUGCCGAUCUUUGAAGUCAAUCGGAAAAAAUUAGUCUCUCCUAUUGAUAAUAUAAAGAUACUUGCCUACAUUGAAUUAGGGAGGGUUGAAGAUGCUGUAGAAAUUCUGAAGGAUGCAAUGAUCAAUUACCCACAACCUGCCAAUCUUUUCUUUGAUGAUGUUUUAACAGUUUUGGAGACAGCAGUUCAUGAACUGGGUGAUAAAGAGUUCGAAGCAACAUACCAAGAAAUUUCAUCUUCUUUAAGAGGAUCUGGAUUUGUUUUUCCAUCACUCCUAGAACAUUACAUACUUCGGCCAAUCAGUUUUAAAGAAUUUAGUAGAUUAUGUGGUGCUAACAAUAUUUAUAUGAAACACUAUAGGCAAUCUAAAGAGCGGAGUUACACAGACUUAACCUGAUGUUGUUAUCUUUGCAUGCUUUAAUAACUUGAUAAAAUGUUAUAUUUUAAGCUUUAUUGACAGCUGAAAGUAUUGAACAUCAUGGAAAAAGUGUCCACAAGCCAUGCACAUUUUGUAAUUUUGUGCAUCUAGCUCUUGUUAGCUCAUAAAAAACAAAGAUUCGGGGUGAGCUAUAUAUUAGGGGAGAUGCUUUGUGGUUUGUU